CCCCCCCCUCUUCAUCCCCCCCGAAGGCAGCAGCGAAGAUGUCGGAGGUGCGGCUGCCUCCGGUGCGGCCGCUGGAGGAUUUCUUGCUGGGCUCGUCCCGCUUGGCUCCGCCGGACCUGCGGGAUCUGCAGCGCUGGCACAAUCGGGUGGUCAACAACCUCCUCUACUACCAGAGCAACUACCUGCUGGGGCUGGCCGCCGGGCUCCUGCUGGGCGGGUACUUCCGGUUCCUCCUGACCCUGCUGAGCAGCGCGCUGGUCACUCUCAUCUUCUUGGGCUUUGUCUGGGCUGCGGAGAACAAGGCCCCCGUGCGGCGCUUCCGGCGGAACUAUCCUGGCACCUGCGUCUUGGCUGUCCUCGGCUCCGCGUACUUUCUGGUGUCUCUCUUUGACGGUUCCGCUGUCUUCCUGGUUUUCAUUGCUCUGCCCAUAGCACUGAUCCUCAUCCAUGCUUCACUGCGCCUCCGCAAUCUCAAGAACAAGAUCGAGAACAAGAUGGAGAGCAUCGGCUUGAAGCGGACGCCCAUGGGAUUUCUCCUGGAAGCUCUCGGGCAGGAACAGGAAGCCGGAUCCUAAGCGCCAUCGCCUCGUUUCUGCCUCCAGAAAUGUCCCCUUCCCCACUGUUGACUGUCAGCAUUUCCCCCACCCUGUUGCUGCCUGUUCACUUAACCCAAUCUAGCGGUUUGGUGAUGAGCUUAUGUAAAAUACGCCCAGUCCUCUUGGCUUCUCGCGAUUAACCAGCGGAACUUCCCGACCCGAAGUGCAGACAGUGAGACUUAAUAGCAGAGCAAAAGGGGUGGGCAGCAUUUGUAUCAGACA
This is a messenger RNA of Heteronotia binoei (common prickly gecko), 818 nucleotides long. It is a transcript of the gene PRAF2, whose product is annotated as PRA1 domain family member 2. Bases 39 to 575 code for a protein of 178 amino acids. The transcript is spliced from 3 exons. Lineage: Eukaryota; Metazoa; Chordata; Lepidosauria; Squamata; Gekkonidae. The record is from RefSeq and is a predicted model, not a curated record. Gene Ontology annotation, cellular component: membrane.